AUGUCUAACAAGCGGGCGUCCUUGUACGGCGACGAGUUCAUCACUGGCCGCAGGAUCGGUCAGCACCUACCGCGCAUCGCCAGCGGGGACGGCCCUGAAGACUGCUUCGACGAGCCGAAGGUUGAGAUUGAGCCGCAGGUGGAGGACCGAAGGCGGCGUAGGGAGGAACGCAUCAUGCAUGCGCGUGACUGGGAGCCGCCGACGCCGGAGAAGCCUCGCGAACCAGAUCUGGUCGUCCCCGGUAUCACGGAUGGAGAUGACGUUGCGGGCAUCCCCGGCAGGCUGCGCCUGUCGAAAGACAGAGUGCCGAAUGCACCGGCAUCUCCGCUGCCGUCUGCGCGCCUCACGCGAGGGCUGUGGGCGGACGUGCAGAGGCAUCUCCUCCAGGCGUACGAAUAUCUGUGUCAUGUAGGAGAGGCGCAGCAGUGGAUCGAAGGAUGUCUUGGCGAGGAUCUGGGUUUCGGGGUGGUCGAGAUGGAGGAGGAGAUGAGGAAUGGUGUCGUACUCGCGAAGUUGGUGCGAGUAUUUAAGGGUGAUGCAGCAGUGCGGAGGAUCUACGAGGCACCGAAAUUGGACUUCCGGCAUUCGGACAAUAUCAAUCACUUCUUCAGAUUCGUCCGAGAUGUGGGUCUUCCGGAAGGCUUUGUCUUCGAGCUCACGGACCUCUAUGAGAAGAAGAACUUCCCGAAGGUCAUCUACUGCAUCCAUGCACUCAGCCACCUGCUGGCACGGCGUGGCCUGGCGAAACGGAUCGGUAAUCUGGUUGGCCACCUGCAAUUCACCGACGAUCAAUUGCAGAAGACGCACAAGGGCCUCAAGGACUCCGGUGUUGCCUUGCCAAAUUUUGGUAACGUAGGAAGGGAACUGGCUAAGGAGAUCAAUGAGGAGCCAGAGGAGGAGGUUGAGACAGAAGACGAACGGCGAGAUAGACUUUUACUUGAAUGCGAGGACUCUAUUGUCGCCGUGCAGGCGGCUUCCCGCGCGUUCCUCGUCCGCAAGGCCCAAGCGAUGCGACGAGGUCGCAUACAGCUUGCGGAGCGUUAUGUGCCCAAGAUUCAAGCUCAGUGCAGAGCUGUCCUCAUUCGCAGGCGCAUGCAGAGCGAGCGGGAUAAGCGCGCUGAUCUCACCCCUUGGGCCACCGCAGUCCAAAGUCAACUAAGGGGAGUGAUUGUUCGAGCAAAAUGGCAAAUCCAUUUGAAUGCGAUCGAUGCCUCUGCUCCGUACGUCGUCAAGACGCAGGCACAGGCGCGGGGCGUCCUCCAGCGCCGAAGAUUCAACAAGUUGAAGACUGCUCUGCGAAAUGCGAAGGUUUCUGUCGUAAAGCUCCAGACUAUGGCUCGUGCCCAGAUCGCUCAGAGGAGCCACAAGGAGCUUGCAAAGACGUUCUCAAUUCCAAUUAUCAUGGAGAAUGUAAUCAGCGUGCAAGCACAUGCCAGGGGUGUAUUGACGCGGUCACAUCUCGCCCGCCAGCGACAUAUGCUGGAGCGAUGCGAACCCGCCGUGAUCUGUCUGCAAGCUCAUGUUCGUGGAGUUUUGAUGCGCCGACGUGUUCGCAACCAGCUGGCGAAGCUCGAGGAUGUGGAAGAUGUCGUUGUCAGGAUCCAAGCCGCCGUUCGCACUUAUCUUGCGCGGAGACGGCUGUUGGGCCUGAUCCGAGGACUUCGCCAGGCGAUCCCCGCCGUUGUUGUCCUGCAGGCAAGAGCGCGGGCAAACCUUGCUCAACACCGCCACAAGUCGAUGCAUAAAGCUCUGUCCAAAGUCGAGGUCAUUUCAUCUAUUGGUACCCUUCAAGCCUUCGCACGUGCAGCAUUGACUCGUAAUCGGCACCAGGAGCAGACGAAGCGUCUGGACUUCGUUGAGCCUGACAUUGUGGGCUUCCAAGCUUCCGCUCGGGCCGCUCUCGUCCGUUAUGAAUAUCAAGCAUGGAGGGACUAUCUAAGGGGAAGCCAUCCGCAAGCGACUAUCUUGCAGGCCCUACUCCGGGGCGCUCUUCAACGAUGCAAAUUCCGUGCAAAAAUGCAAUAUUAUCGUGAUAACCUGGACAAAAUCGUUCAGAUCCAAUCGCUGUUCCGUGCGAAGGAGACCCGUGAGCAGUAUCGCCAGCUCACGGUGGGAACUAACGUCAGCGUGGGCACCAUCAAGAACUUCGUCCAUCUGCUGGAUGACUCGGAAGCGGACUUCCAGGAAGAGAUCAAGGUCGAGCGCAUGAGACAAUCCGUGGUCAAGCGCAUCAGAGACAAUCAGGCGCUCGAGAAUGACGUCAAUGAGCUUGACGUUAAGAUCGCUCUAGUAGUCCAGAAUGUUAAGAGCUUUGAGGAGCUGACUAAGGUUAAGCGUAAACUUGGUGCAGAUAGCGCAGCUGCGCAUGCAGCGAGAGCGUCGGUGCUCGCGGCGCAUGGCGAUCCGUUCGCAGGCCCGAGCGCCCUCGAUGCUGCAUCCAAGCGCAAGCUCGAGCUGUACCAGCAGCUGUUUUAUCUCUUGCAAACGAAGGGUGGAUAUCUGACGAGAUUGUUUGCGCGCAUGGCGAUGGAGAAGGACGCGGAUAAGCAGCGCCGGCUCACCGAACGAGUUGUCUUGACAUUGUUUGGAUACGGCCAGGAUCGUCGUGAGGAGUAUCUGCUUCUGAAAUUCCUCCAGACCGCAAUCCGUGAAGAGGCUGCGGCUGCACUCACCAUCCAGGAUAUUGCUAGGGGGCACCCUAUGUUCAUCAAUGUUGCUGUCCAUUAUCUACGCCCGAAGCAAACUUCGUACAUCCGCGAGACACUGCAGCGCGUUAUACGUGGAGUGAUUGAUUCGGAUGACCUGGACCUUGAGCCGGAUCCUUCCAAGCUGUACCGUGCAAGGUUAGACCUGGAAGAGAUGCGUUCAGGCGUCGCCAGCACAACGCCUAAGGAUGUGCCAUUCCACGUCGCUCUCAAUGAUCCGGAAACGAGAGGGGAAUAUAUUCGACACCUCCAAAAGCUUCAGCGGUGGACAGAGGAGUUCGUCAAAGCGAUCACGCAGUCAAUCCAUCGGAUGCCAUAUGGCAUGCGAUACAUUACUCGGGAGACUCUGAGUGCAGUGCGAAACAAGUUCCCUGAUGCACCGCUGGAGGCUUGUGCUGCCUGCGUCGCCAGUCUGGUGUAUUACCGAUAUAUCAAUCCUGCGAUCAUCACUCCAGAGACCUACGAUAUGGUAUCUAGCACAGUCGACAUCGCUUCACGCAAGAACCUCUCCCAGAUCUCAAGAAUGCUCACGCAGAUUACGACUGGCGUUGAGUUCGAUGAAGAUACACCUAUAUAUGUGCCUGUGAAUGACUACGUUCGGAAGGCUAUCAAACAGGUCACCUCAUGGCUUAUCGCAGUUGCGGAUGUUCCGGAUGCAGAGACGCAAUACCACGCUCACGAGUUCUUGGACGCAACGGUGCCGCCUAAGUCCAUAUUUAUCUCGCCAAACGAAGUGUAUGCCAUGCAUGCUUUACUAUCGCAGCAUAUGGACGAUCUCGCUGCGGCUCGUGACGAUACCCUGAGAGUCAUCAUUACAGAACUGGACGGCGUACCUCAUCUUGGCAACGAUGAGUUGAACGAUGCUCGAGAUUCUCCCAUCGAGCUUCAGCUGACGAACCGCUUCGCUCAAGUAAAAGAUCCUGCUGCAGAUGAGAAGGCGUUGUGGGUACAGGCAAAGCGCGCGGUUCUGGCCAUCUUGAGGGUACAGCCUGCGAAGGACCUCGUCGAGUCCCUGAUGCAACCAGUCACAGAAGAGCACGAGACGAUUUGGGAGAGCAUCAUAGAAGACAUGCAAAGAGACCCAAUGCGUCGUCAGAGGCGCAUGCCUUCAGCGACGGCAGUUGAGUCAGCAUAUCGUCUUGAAGAUAUCCGAUCGAUGGCGUUCAGAGAGGUCAAAGCGCAUGCGAUCUUCUUCUUGCUUGAGCUGGAGAAGCGGGGCAAGAUUUCCCGUCAGGAUGGCUAUCAAGGGAUUCUCAACGCAAUUGCGGGCGAUGUGCGCAGCAAGAAUCGUCGCAGAGUGCAGCGUCAGCAUGAGAAAGAGAGCAUGGAAGAGGCUCUUAAGUAUCUGGUUGAGCGUAAGAAGUACUUCGAGGAACAACUAGACAGCUAUCAUAGCUAUGUCGAAGCCGCUAUGAUUACGAUGCAGCGAGGGAAAGGGAAGAGACGGUUUGUCAUGCCGUUUACUCAACAGUACUUCCAUUUGCGGGAAUUGCAGAAGGCAGGAAAAUCACCUCAGUUUGGCUCCUUCAAGUACAGUGCAUCUUCUUGGUACAAGAAGGGCAUUCUCUUGUCCAUCGACCAAUAUUCCCCACGUCAGUUUGACAAGAUUGACAUCGUCCUGUCUUCCAAUGCCGUCGGCGUCUUCACCAUUGAAGUGUUCAACCACGCACUUGGCAUCACCAACCGCGUCGCUUUUGAAGAUGUGAAGAUGGAGGACCUUCUCCAAGCGCAAUUUGAGAAUCGUCCAUCGUACUCGAUGUUCAAUGGUCUCGCCAAGUUCAAUCUCAAUCUACUUCUAUGGCAGAUCAAUAAAAAGUGUGUUUGUUCUCAGGUUAUGUGGUCAGGCGUCGGCUAA
Molecule: messenger RNA, 4560 nt
Organism: Laetiporus sulphureus 93-53
Lineage: Eukaryota; Fungi; Basidiomycota; Agaricomycetes; Polyporales; Laetiporaceae
Exons: 15
Coding region: 1-4560 (1519 amino acids)
Biological process (GO): regulation of GTPase activity; regulation of actin cytoskeleton organization; mitotic actomyosin contractile ring assembly actin filament organization
Cellular component (GO): cytoplasm; mitotic actomyosin contractile ring
Molecular function (GO): actin filament binding; GTPase activator activity; calmodulin binding
Source: RefSeq, a predicted model, not a curated record